AUGUUUCUUGGCAAGGUCGCCCCAUCGCAACUCGGCCCCGAGCACGCUGAUUGGACCGAGGGGCUGGCGUUUGCCGCCCGCGGCAGUGAUGUGCUCUGGCUCCAGGCCCAGCCCGUCCAGUCACAACGCGGGGGCGCUGUGGCAGGACGGGGGAGGCUCGCUGAGCCAUCAACACCGGAGAGCCACAAGCCGGCGACUCGAGGCGCCGACCACGUCUCCCCCAGCAGCAGGGCCCCAGCUCUCGCUGCUUGUCGCAAAAGGCAUCACGAGAGCCAGGUCACGCGCACGGGCAGGUCGCUCGGUCAUGUGACUCUGCAGCAGAAGACGUCACCAAAUCCGGCCGAAAUCUGGGGAGGACAUUCGCCAAUCUGCCCUGGCUGGGCUGGCGCCGUUGCGACGACACGACAUGCCGUCAACGUCAAAGCCCGGAGCCUCGCUGCCGACCCAAUCAUCCCGACUGCGGCAGACUGCUGA
Molecule: messenger RNA, 474 nt
Organism: Gaeumannomyces tritici R3-111a-1
Lineage: Eukaryota; Fungi; Ascomycota; Sordariomycetes; Magnaporthales; Magnaporthaceae
Exons: 3
Coding region: 1-474 (157 amino acids)
Source: RefSeq, a predicted model, not a curated record